AGCACAUUCGAUCCUGCGCAAGGAAUUACCAUUUCGCAAGUGGACUUUCAUCUAGCGGCUUGCAAUCCAUAGACUAGAUCUGUACUGAACGUAAUCUGCUGGAAAAUCCGAGAAAAUGGCCUCGGGUGGCAUGGCUUGUGUGAAAUACCUCUUAUUUUUCUUCAACUUCAUCUUUUGGCUGAGUGGCUUGGCAUUGGUAAUUGUGGGGGCAAUAAUCAAGUCCAAGUAUGGUGAUUUCAUCCAAGUUAGUAGCAGCAGCCUGGCAUCAGGACCCGUGUUUCUGAUUGUCAUUGGCGUGAUUGUUGCAGUUGUAGGCUUCUUGGGUUGCUGCGGUGCCUACAAGGAGAACUACUGCAUGGUUACGACGUUUGCUGUUCUAUUGGCUUUGAUCUUUGUCCUGGAAAUUGCUGCAGGCGCACUGGCUUAUGCUUAUAAGGGAAAGCUGGAGGGCUACGUGAGAACAGGACUCAAAAAUGGAGUGGAUCACUAUGAUAAGAAGGAGUAUAAAAAGGCUAUGGACAAAGUGCAAGGGGAGUUCAAAUGUUGUGGCUAUGAAGAUUCAAAUGAUCAUGGCUAUAAAAAUUCUACAGUGCCCAAAUCCUGCAAAGACACAAAUGGAACUGUUUUUAGCAAGAAUUGUGUGAAAGGUCUGGAGAAGUUUUUGAAGGAUCAUCUAAUUGUUGUUGGUGGAGUUGGAAUUGGUAUUGCUUUUGUCCAGCUGAUCGGUAUUAUCUUCGCCUGCUGCAUGAUGCGGUCCAUCAAGAAGGAAUACGAAGUCAUGUAAAGUCAGCUUUCUACUGCGAGCCCCUUGUGAACAGGGCUGACGCUACGGGGAAUCCGUACACACGAAAUGUUAGGCCUAGUGUAGACGCCGUUCUUUUCAAUUACCCUCCUAACUACAAAUGAAAAUGAAACAAUCGACUUCGUUCGUUUUUUUUUUUUGGAAUGGUACAUGAAAAGAACAGCGUCUCAACUAUGCAUUAGGGACCUUAAGGUUUGCAAUGGCAGAGUCUAUGACGGCGCACGCGCAAGAUUUCAGCCUGCGCUUCCACCUUAUUAUUUGAGGGCACGGAGUGCCAUCAUCGUCACUCCGCCGUCGUAAAUCUUAAGUUCUAACGGGUCCACAAGGCAUUCAGAAGAGAUCUUUAGCUUAUCCAGGAAUUUGCAGACGAUUUGAGAACUAACUGUAAAAUGUUUAAAAAUAGGUACUCUAUAAAUAGCAUUUCCCGAAUACGUAAUCUAAACUAUUCAAGCAAUCCGAUGAUUGUAAACCCUGCCCUUAUGGUAUAGUUGUUCGCUUUUUUCGUGAAUAUUUUGCUUUCUAACAUAUCUCCAUGUUAAAACACUGGAUUUUCAGAGUAGCUUAUGCUGUACUUAUUCCAUAAUAAAAUAGUUACCUAGCCUAGAUCGAUGUAAAGAAUUCCAAUAAAAAGAGCGUCCUGGGA
Nematostella vectensis (starlet sea anemone) is the source of this 1445-nucleotide messenger RNA. Its product is annotated as CD151 antigen. The record is from RefSeq and is a predicted model, not a curated record. The transcript is spliced from 7 exons. Gene Ontology annotation, cellular component: membrane. Bases 116 to 784 code for a protein of 222 amino acids. Lineage: Eukaryota; Metazoa; Cnidaria; Anthozoa; Actiniaria; Edwardsiidae.